AUGGUGACUCUUACUAUUUAUCUGCUGGUCAUCUUGGCUCGAGCUCUUGCGGGGCCUUGCAGUCCAAAUAAAGCAGAUGUAAUUCUGGUGUACUGCUAUCCUAAAACCAUCAUAACCAAAAUUCCGGAGUGUCCUUAUGGAUGGGAGGUUAAUCAGCUGGCACUUGGAGGCAUUUGCUACAAUGGGAUCCAUGAUUCAGGAUACUAUCAAUUCACAAUCCCAGACCUGUCACCUAAGAACAAAUCAUACUGUGGGACACAGUCAGAGUUCAAGAACCCUGUUUAUCACUUCUACAACUCCAUCGUCUCCAAUGACACCUCAGUAAUUGUGAAGAGCCAGCCUGUGAAUUACUCAUUCACCUGCACAUAUAAUGCCAACUACCUGGUGAACCAGGCUGCCUUUGACCAAAGGGUGGCCACCGUCCAUGUGAAGAAUGGAAGCUCCGGCUCAUUUGAAAGUCAGUUGUCCCUCAACUUCUAUUCUAAUGCCAAGUUUUCAAGUAUAAAAGAAGCCCCUUUCAUCGUUGAAACAUCAGAAAUUGGUUCUGACAUAUUUGCUGGAGUGGAAGCUAAGGGCUUAAGUGACAGGUUCAAAGUUGUUCUCAACAACUGCUGGGCAACUCCCACCGCAGAGUACUUCUACCAGAUCCACUGGCCUCUGAUCACCAAGGGGUGUUCCACAGACAGCUCCAUCCUUGUGCAUGAGAAUGGGAAAACGAGCCGGGCGACGUUCCAGUUCAAUGCCUUCCGCUUCCGUAACAUCCCCAAGCUGUCCAAGGUCUGGCUGCACUGUGAGACACACGUCUGUGAUAGCGAGAAGUUCUCCUGCCCAGUGACAUGUGACAAACGAAAGCAGCACAUGGAACAAACCGGAGGUGUUCUGGUGGCAGAGAUCGCUGUACGCAGCAAAGGUUUGUCCAGAUUUUACACACUCUCAGAUAUCAUCUUUCACCUCCUUUUUGUGAUUGGAUUUUGUGCUGCUUUAUUAUAA
This is a messenger RNA of Colius striatus (speckled mousebird), 990 nucleotides long. RefSeq names its product tectorin beta (gene TECTB). Gene Ontology annotation, cellular component: cell surface. The coding region runs from base 1 to 990 and encodes 329 amino acids. NCBI's taxonomy places the organism in Eukaryota, Metazoa, Chordata, Aves, Coliiformes, Coliidae. The transcript is spliced from 10 exons. The record is from RefSeq and is a predicted model, not a curated record.